This is a messenger RNA of Acyrthosiphon pisum (pea aphid), 596 nucleotides long. RefSeq names its product membralin-like. Lineage: Eukaryota; Metazoa; Arthropoda; Insecta; Hemiptera; Aphididae. The record is from RefSeq and is a predicted model, not a curated record. Bases 89 to 334 code for a protein of 81 amino acids. The transcript has 2 exons.
GAAUGAGAAUUACAUUGUUGAAUAUUCAUUGAAUGAGGAGUAUUUGAUUUUGUCGCCUAUUGUCCGAAAUCGGUCUGGCAUUCCUGUAAUGAUAGUAACCCUAGAUCUUACUCAUAACAAGUGUUAUGGUGAUUCACUGAGUCAGUUUUACUUGAAGUAUUUCCUUGACUACGAUCACUUCAUAUUGUGGUUUGUUAACUCAAUUUCUGGAAACAAAGGAUUUAUAAGAUAUGUAAUUUCGGGGGAAAAUUACAAUUUGGGCAAUAUUUCAAUGUAUAGAACGAGGUAUUUAGUAUCAUUCUUAAUAAUGCUUGUAUUUGUGAGUAUAAAAUGAUUGUUUAUUAUGUAUAGCAUAACAAAAGAACUCUUAUUUUAAACAGUAAUUUCACGAAGGUGUCAGUGUUUAUUUCAGACCUUCUAUCCCGGGGGGGUAUCGUAAAUUUUCAAUUUUAAUAUGUCUUAGAAGUAAAUAAUUAAGAGAAGUAAAAAUAUUAUUUUAAGCUCAAUUUAUUGGUAUCAGAUUGAUACUUAAUAAUUUAAGUUAUUAAGGUAUUAUUUUUUUUCUAAGAAUACAUAAUUUAUUAAUAAUCUAAUUU